Molecule: messenger RNA, 315 nt
Organism: Helobdella robusta
Lineage: Eukaryota; Metazoa; Annelida; Clitellata; Rhynchobdellida; Glossiphoniidae
Exons: 2
Source: RefSeq, a predicted model, not a curated record
UUGAAGAAAAGCAAGAGAAAAGAUUAUUACAAGUUGUUAUCUCUCAAGAAAGAUGCUACUGAAGAUGAAAUUAAAAAAGCUUACAGGAAGCAUGCUCUACUUCACCAUCCUGAUAGACAUUCACACGCUACAGAUGAGAUUAAAAAAGCUGAGGAAGUAAAAUUCAAGGAGGUCGGGGAGGCAUAUGCUGUACUGUCUGAUCCCAAGAAGAAAGCUCGAUACGACAGUGGCCAAGAUUUGGAAGAAAUAAACAGCGGAGGUGGAGGAUUUGAUGGCGCCAUUUUCGAUCCAAACAUCAUCUUCCAAAGUUUUUUU